AUGAAGAACAGACCAACCAGAGACAAGGGUUCUGCCGAAAGAAAACGUGUGCAUCGUGUGGAUGCAGGAAGGGUUUCCAGUGAUGAUACAGACUCUGACCUAGCCCUGCACAAACUUUCUAAAGCAGGAGAAAAUGCACGCAUCAUAGUAAAACCUGAAAUUGAGGGAAUCUCUUGUGAGAUGGAGCUAGACACAGGGGCAGCAGUCUCACUGAUGUCAGUAUCCACGUAUGAAGCGAAACUGAACCAUUUACCCCUACAGCCAACUGACAUAGUGUUGAGGACAUACACUGGUGAAGCAUUGUGUCCACUAGGGGUCGUCAAUGUUCAAGUGAAAAUGAACAAACAAACUGCUGUGCUUCCUCUGUAUGUUGUCCAGGGCGAAUAUCCACCAUUGUUUGGCAGAGAGUGGUUGCGUCAAAUCAAAUUGAACUGGAAAGAGAUACGGGCAGUUCGAAUGGGUACGCUGGAUGAUGUGUUGCGGAAACAUGCUGCAGUGUUCCCUAAAGAGAUAGGAGUGAUGAAAGGCAUUGAAGCAAACGUGUCACUAAAGCCUGAGCACAAACCCAAGUUUUUCCAGCCGAGAGUGGUCCCAUAUGCUCUACGCCCAAAGGUUGAAGCUGAAUUGACCCGUCUUACUGAAAUUGGAGUCCUGUCACCUGUACAAUAUAGCGAAUGGGCAACUCCAAUAGUUCCAGUGGUAAAAAAGAAUGGAGCAGUGCGCAUUUGCUGCGAUUUCAAAGUGACAAUAAACCCUUUCCUCCAAGUUGAGCAAUAUCCAAUUCCACGUAUUGAGGAUCUUUUUGCAUCCUUGGCAGGAGGACAACGUUUUAGCAAAUUGGAUCUAUCCAAUGCCUACCUGCAAAUGCAAGUCAACGAGAGCUCGCGAAAACUCCUCACAAUCAACACACAGAAAGGUCUCUUCUGUUAUAAUCGUCUUCCUUUUGGGAUUGCCUCGGCUCCAGCCAUUUUUCAAAGGGCCAUGGACCAGAUCUUGCAAGGGCUACCCAACGUACACUGUUAUCUGGAUGACAUAUUAGUGACUGGCUGUACUGACGCCGAACACCUACAACAUCUUGAUGCAGUGCUUGGACGUCUGGAGGAGUUUGGCUUGCGAGUUGAGAAGGACAAAUGUGAAUUUUUCAAAGACUCUUUGGAGUACCUGGGUCAUAUAAUUGAUUCUGCAGGAUUGCACAAAUCUCCAGAGAAAGUGCGAGCAAUUGUCGAAGCACCGGCUUCCAUCAAUCUCACCCAGUUGAGAUCAUUCCUGGCUAGAGGAUUGAGCAGUGCCAGUACCAGUGAGUUUUCACCAUUCAUUUCCAGGCGCAAUGAGUUGUCAGUGCAGCAAGGAUGCCUAAUGUGGGGCAUAAGAGUCAUUGUUCCAGCUACAUUAAGACAAAGGAUCCUUGAAGAACUGCACAGUGGCCACCCUGGUGUGGUGAGAAUGAAAGCCUUAGCUCGAAGCUAUGUUUGGUGGCCUGGUCUUGAUAGCGACAUCGAACAACAAGCAAGGAGCUGUCUAUCUUGUCAGCAGAUCCUGAAAAUGCCAUGCCAAGCCCCUCUCCACCCAUGGGUCUGGCCAAGCAAACCAUGGGAACGUAUACAUGUGGAUUUUGCAGGACCAACUGAGGGUCACAUGUACAUGGUUGUGGUUGAUGCUCAUUCGAAGUGGCCAGAAGUGCAGAUUAUGGAGUCCACAACCACAGACAGGACUAUUCGUGUUUUGCGGAAUCUUUUCAGCCGCUAUGGAAUUCCUGAAGUCCUUGUCAGCGAUAAUGGACCUCAGUUCACGGCACAGGAAUUUGCCACAUUCCUAAAAGCUAACCAUGUCAAGCACAUUCGCUCAGCUCCGUACCAUCCAGCCACUAACGGGCAAGCUGAGAGGUUUGUACAAACAGGCGUUGAAGUCCUCAAAGCACUCCUCAACCCCUCUCCAACAGAGGUUGGAUGCCUUUCUCCUGACCUACCGUAA
This is a messenger RNA of Astyanax mexicanus (Mexican tetra), 1971 nucleotides long. RefSeq lists its product as uncharacterized. Gene Ontology annotation, molecular function: nucleic acid binding. The transcript has 2 exons. The coding region runs from base 1 to 1971 and encodes 656 amino acids. Lineage: Eukaryota; Metazoa; Chordata; Actinopteri; Characiformes; Acestrorhamphidae. The record is from RefSeq and is a predicted model, not a curated record. Gene Ontology annotation, biological process: DNA integration.